GCACACGCAGUUGCUUGUAUACGCGCUGCGCCACUUUUUACGCCGCCCCCACCUCCCUUGGCCCUAGUUAAAUCCGGCGAAGCCCCGGGGAAGCAAGCGGUGGGCUGGGACACCGCGAGGCGCAUGCGCUCCGCCCAUGGGACAAGGGGAGGCGGGCGAGGGGCCAGACGCGCGGCUCCGGCUCCUGCCUGUCACGCAGAGCAGGGGGCGGCGCCGCACGCGUUUGGAAGAGCCAGGGGGAGUGGCCUUCCCCGGGAGCCCCAGCUCGGGAGGAAGUGACAGCAGCGGCGGCGGCGAGGAGAUCUGGUGGCGCGCGCAACGGCGCGCGAAGAUACCCGUCGUACGCACGCGCCGACCGGCUCGCCCGCGGCCAGCGCAGGCGCAGGAAAUAUCCUUGGAGCGCACGCGCGGGGGGUCGCGGGGGCUGCUGUCUCUAGCCGCCAUGGAGCGGAAAGGUGAGUGCGCUUGGCCCCGCCGCCUCCCCGCCAACCUCACCCCCCCCCGCCGCCCCUCGCCCGCCGCCCUCGGCCCCUCGACUCUUCUAGUCAGGCUUCAGCUUUCUGGGUCUUGGCGGCUCGCUUCCUCUGCGUCCCUGGUUGUUGCCCCAAUUCACACGAGAUCGGGCGUCGGUUUCCUUUUGUCAGGUCCCGCUGUUAUUCGCAGAGUUCUUCUCACGGAUCCUAACUGCCAGUCUUCGGGUAUCCUGGCAAAUGUCCGGCCCUUAGGCUUCCCUUCCUCGGCCUCCACCCCGCUCCCUAGUAUGAGAUAAAAGAGGGUGACAUAAUCGCCUGUCUCCUCCAGUAACGUGUUUGGGGGUUGUUGUUUUUUAAUAUUAUAAAUAUGGGUACAAGGAGUUUAUUAUGAGCACGUGUCUCACGAAUCUGGUUUGUUCUUGGUUUAAUGCUGCUUCUAGGUAAGAGGGGGUUAAUCUUAGAACAAAAUAAAUCCGAUAGGUUUGAUGAUGCGAAUAAUGUGCCCUUUUUUUUCACCCUGAACAAAAGCUUACUGACUCUUGCCCCACCCCUUCUUCUUCCCUCUGUUUCUUCCUAGUUCUAGCAUUGCAAGCCCGGAAGAAGCGGACUAAAGCCAAGAAGGAAAAAGCCCAGAGAAAGUAAGUGUGACCCUAUUGCCUUAAACAGAGUGGAAUGGUGUCCUGGACAGUGACAAUAAUUUCCUGAAAUGAUGUGCAGAAGCCAGCCUGGUAGCCUUGGUUGCAUGGUAAUGAGAAAUCUUCCAGAUUUUCCAAUUCUAAGUGACUCUUUACAUCCUGAGGGUAGCCUCAGUGUUAAAAGCGCGUAAACUCACAUGAGUGAUAUGCCCUCUUCUGCAUCUUGUGCAUAUUUUAAGUGGGCACCAUUAAAUUUGUCUCUGGGUGCCUAUCAGCAUGCUGGUAAUAUUCUCGUCUCCUUUUCCAAGGAUAAUAUUUUAAUCUAAAAUAGUAGAUAAUGGAUCAAAUAUGUUAUUUAUUUAUAUACAUUUUAAACCGUAGUAGGGUGAAAUCCAAGCCCUGGGCGCUGUCCAACAGGGCCACUGCAGCAUCUGCAGCCUUGCAGCACAUACUGGCUGGCAGUCAGGCCUGCUGCUGUCACAUGACAGCUGUAAGGCUUGCUCAGCCCUCUGUCUUGAAUGUCUGCCAUCCCAGAAAGUCCCCCUCCCCACCAGCAGCAAUUCUGCCCACAAGUUUAGCAGGCAAAAUGGGAAACCACACUGGCAGAGUGAUGCCGAUGUCACUCUGCAGGCAGAGGCUGGCAGGGCUGGGGGAAGCAAGAUCUCUGCUUAAUCGAGCCCCCCAGCCUGGUGCAAGCAGAAUUUGAAUUGUGACCUUGAGAUUUACAUUUAUAUUGUAUAGCAAGCCGUUCUGGCUAGCCCUGGAUUUCAAGUGUUAUUUGCAUAGUCAAAGUAAGCUGUUCUGGCCUUGUAGAUCCAAGAAGCUUGAAACAUAUUCAAAAUGGUGCACUAACUUCUGAACAUCUAAGAUUGCCCGUAAAUUCAGCAAACUAAAAUGCAAUAGACAUAUGUUCUCUGUGUAGUUUAAUACUGUAAUAAGAGUAUUUAAUAAUCCUACUCAAACUGAAGGGUGGAACUUACUUUAAACAUUUCAGAUAUCACAUAGAAGAAGGAAGUCUUCUUUUUUCACCCUGUUACUCUAACUCGAAAAGAGAUUUGACCAUACCGUACUCUAUGUAGCUACUGUAGACUGACUUUGGUGGACUAAAUUGAUAGGCCAGUUCUCUGAAAUUUUACUGAGAAGUCCCACUGAAAUCAGUUAAGUGUGGAUAAGAUUGUGUUCUGUGUGUGUUAAGCGGCAAGUGGUUUCAGAUUAAGAAAAUGGAGCCAGAGAAUGUGCAUUAUUUAGUGCGAGUAAUUAUCAGAGUUGAUAGUGCUCUCUGAAAGUUCUUUAAGCCUGGAAUAUUAAGGAAAGUAAUCCCUUGUUUAAGCACUAGCCAAGUACCCAUAUGCAAGCAAGAGUUACAUGUGGGAAAGUGAGAAGAGUAAAAGUUUUUGCAAGCUAGUAACUUGAGGUGGAGGGGAAGGAUUAUUUACAAGACUCAAGUAAGCCCCGUUUAAGUGAGACUUCUGAGUAAAAUUUCAAAGGAUUGUACUGCACAGUCGCUGGAAGCUUACAUGUGUAGAUGCCAUCAUAUGCCAUUAAAUGCUCUAAUAAUUUUUUUAUUUCCUAUUGACUUUGAAAUAGGCCUGAAUUGAACCCCUUUGUCUGCAUUUUCAAAUGGUUAUUAGUUGUUGUUGUUGUUGUCAAUUUGUACCCCACCCAUCUGACUGGGUUGCCCCUGGUUUGUCAUGUCCUGCCCUUCAUUAUUCAUAUUUCUCCAGUUCUCAUGCAGUGCACAAAAAGCUCCCAAAUCUGGCAUCUCUGAUUGGAAAAAAGCAAUAAUGAAGUACUGCUUUGUAGAUGAUCCUAGUUUCAGUUGCUGGAAUCUGCAGUUAAAUUAACUCAGGGAGCAAUAGUGGGAGGAAAUAUUUGCCUCUGAGCAAUUGGAAAACCAGAUAGACCUAGGCUAGGUGCACCAAUAUUCUGACUUGGUGUCAAGUGGCUUCAUUUAUUCACCUACCCUAUGCCUCUACUCAUCCAUUGUUCACGUCACUAAUUUUUGUCCAUGUAGCAUUUCUGUCACUUCUGAACAGUCAAGGCAAUUUUUGUGUCUAAAAUAAUGCUUUCUGAAAUCAUGCUGUGAAUCCAAAGUUUUAGUAGUAGCAGCAUUGUUUUCAGUGCAUGAAGGUUUACUGCAAAGUUGUGGCAAGCUAGUAAUAUUCAGAAAUUGAAUCCCAAAUUUUCCAAGCUCUCUCUUCUAUGUUUUUGAAGCUGUCAUGCACUGUGGAAGCAUUCUAGUAAAAAUUAAAAGAGUUGGCCAACAUUUAACUUAAUUAUACAACCCAAAACCAUUAUUUACAAAUCCAUAUAGUGUCUUAAGUAGAGUGGUUUUUAUAACAUGUUUAGCCAAGGUAGCUUCCCAUUUAAUGCUAGUGCUCUGAGAGUGUUCCGGUUUUUUAAUUGCUUGUAGAAAAGAACAAUAAAAAAAGUUCCCUUCUUGUCAAAAAAUCAAGGACUUGACAUAAAGUUGUUUAUCGCUGUUUCUGCAGCUAACAUGUCGUGAAUCUUCAUAUGUAAGAUGGCUCAGAACUCUGGCAGUUCUGAGAGCCUUAAAAUAGCCAUGGCUAUCCUUUAUCAUAGAGGAAGAGAAGCAGUAGAAUUUUGCUGUAACAAAGUUAGGCUUAGGACACAAUAUAUACUGAACUGCAAAACGCUGUGGGUUUCAACAGAGCCCCAUUUCUCCUCAGCUGCGGUAUGUGUGGAAGAAGUAUAACAGGAUCUGUGCAUGUUUCCCAUGCCUUCCUUUUUCAUUCUUACCCACUCCCAAUUGAUGCCCAUCCAUACACUUGAGUUGGUUGCCAGAAGAAAUGGGUCUUUGAGCCCUAGGUGGAUUUCUCCGCUCAAAGCUGCUGCUUGUGUGAUUUUGCCCCUGAACUUGAUGAAUAGGCUUAUUUGUUAACAGCAAACAUAAAUUUAAAAGAACAGGCUUUAAAUAAUGCCUUCUUUUUUGGAAUAAUUUUGAGCAACAGCUAUGUUACUAUGUAUACAAAGCUAUCAGUGUUUUAUCAAAAUAUAUUUUAAGUUUAAGAAGCAUUUAAAUAUACAAUGUUGACUUGCAUAUAAUUGUGCAAAAGAUCACAAAAAUGUUUCUAACCCACCUGCCUGCACAUACUAAUGUUAGUCAUCUGUCUUCUAAAAGCAGUAGUUUUUAUCAGGCUUCCCUGCAUAGAGGUAAGCCUUGCUCAUAACCAGGCAAAUGGUUACCAACAAGCUGCAGCAGUGCAUGUGGUAUUUGACAGUCAAAUGUCAGAUCUCUGCUAAAAGCCAAUACACUUUAAAGAAAAGAAAGAGAGCAUUCAAGUCAAGGCAGAGGUCAAAUAUGGAGGUGAUAAAUGGCAAUACAUAUAGAGUGCUUUCUGUGAUUAUAACCUGUGAUCACUGCAAAAUAUGUGCUGCUUUCUGGCCAUGGGUUUCCUUCUGAUAACAUUGGUGCUUAUACGUAGAACUACUGUUUUGUUGUGUGUGUACUCUGCGGGCCUCUUCACACACACAAGUAUGCUAUGAAUGUUUGAAAACAUGUCCUCCAUACACUUGUCAGUUGGGACUGGAUGAAGCUUCUUGACAAGUGUACUCUGAGGGGGAGCCUGGGCUUGCUGCUUUUUAAUGUGUUCCAAGGUGGUGGUUUUACAUAACUACCUAUACCUUUUAAAAUAUAUUUAAUACAUUUAUAACCCACAGGCCUAGUCAGUAUGUCAUCAGUUCAGGGCCUACUGGUUGUGAGCAUUAGUUGCCUGCAUUAGCUAGAAAGCAUCAAUGAAGGUUCAUUUCCCUCCCAGAACUUCGGAAAGCAAGCAGUUGUUCUUGCUGCUACCUCUGUGCAUUUUUGUUAGUGUGGAGAUGCAGCAUUUCCCCCUCUUACAAUUAAAAAAAUGAGAGUGACACACCUUUCUUUGCAGGGUCACAAGGUUCCCCAAAUCCCUGUACUUCAGGGCUUUGAGGAAAUGUAGGUCUUUGGGGAGAAGAUCUGCAGAACAGUAGCAGCUGGUAACAAGUCAAGCUCUCACACUUCUCUACACCCCAGAUUUAAUUAUGAUGGAGAGCACUGAGGAAAUGCUAAGGCUGUAGGUAAUAAGGGAGAUAUCCACUUGCCCUCCUGUCUGUAGAGGAAAGAGUGCCUAGAGGUCUGUGAGUAUGUGGCCAUCAGGGACCUCAAUGGAAUUCUACUUUUUUGCAUGUAUAACUGUGAAAACAAUAUAGAUGACAUUUCCUUCUGAGCCAUAGAUAUAGAAUAAACUAAACCAAUGCUGUUUCCCUUUAAGUAAAUGCAGCCAUUCUGUGUGCUGGGUCUAAGUUUUUUGCUAUCCACAACCAUGAAUUAUUUUAACAUUAAUACACAGAUCCAUCUGUAUAUGUCUGCUCUGUGUUCUGUGCCAUGUGUUCUGUUCCUCUGACAUCACUGGCACUACUGAAUGUGUGGGGAAAUAUGUAGGAGUGUGAGGGCAAGACACUACUGCAAUACUGUUUUUCCUUCUUUGUUGUCUUCCUUCCUAUAGGCAGAGAGACAAGGGUGAGAUCCCUUAAACCCCAAAUUCCUACUUGCUGGGAGUUAAAUGCUCAUGAAUUCAAGUCCUUUUUUUCACCUCACCACCACCUUUGAAGAACAUUCUGUCUUCACUCAUAAAUCAGCAUGGUACCUAAUGAAAUGCUUGAAUGUUCAUUGUUUCACCUUGCAAUGAGAAGCUACAUGUUAAUUGGCCUUUUAUUUUUUUAAUCUGUUUCCUCUGAAUUUCUGUCUAGAACAGUUAAUGGUUACAGACGGGUUGGCAGUGCAUCAUCUUAUUUCUUUAUGCUUUAUAGUGGUACCUCAGGUUACAUACGCUUCAGGUUACAUACGCUUCAGGUUACAGACUCCGCUAACCCAGAAAUAGUGCUUCAGGUUAAGAACUUUGCUUCAGGAUGAGAACAGAAAUUGUGCUCCGGCGGUGCGGCAGCAGCAGGAGGCCCCAUUAGCUAAAGUGGUGCUUCAGGUUAAGAACAGUUUCAGGUUAAGAACAGACCUCCAAAACGAAUUAAGUACUUAACCCAAGGUACCACUGUAUUAUUGUUCGAACACAGUUUGGUGGCAUUUAUCCUGAGUGAAUGCCUGAAGGAAGAAAUGAAUGAAUUACUCUGGUAUGUGUUCUCUGGUAUAAGCAGAAUAGAUAAAAUAGAACUACCCUGUGGUUGUUUUCAGUGAUAGAAGUCAUAUAGUUUUAUAGUUCUAAAGCUAGUGAUCAAUUGGCAUGUUUUCUUUAAGAAAAUAGAAAACCUUCAUUUUCAGGUCUGUGGGAGAGGAAGCAAGUGUUUUUGCUUAGUUAUAACUUUUAAGAACAAGAACUUGACUGGCUUUUCUUCAUAGAAUAUGAACCUUACUUCAUUCUCCAUACAUUUAAAUAUGGGGAAUGUAGAUUACAGUAAAGGACUAAGCAUGCAUACUGUAAGACAGUACAGUCAUACCUUGGUUGCCAAACGCCUUGGAACUCCUACGUUUUGGUUCCCGAAUGAUAAAAAAACCAGAAGUGAGUGUUCCAGUCUUCAAACAAUUUUCGGAAGCCGAAUGUCCGGUGCGGCUUCCGAUUGGCUGCAGGACGCUCCUGCAGCCAAUCAGAAGCUGCUCCUUGGUUUUCGAACAGUUCUGGGAGUCAAACGGACUCCCAGAACACAUUCUGUUUGAGAACCAAGGUACAACUGUAUGAUGUAUAUCUUGUGAAGACAUAAUCAGAAGCCUACUUUAUCUAGAUUAUUAAAUGAAACAGUCAGUAUGGCAGUUCUGCUACCAGUUCUGCACCGGUGAACCCCGUACAUUGAAUGGGGCUUAUGCAUGAAUAACUAGAAUCAGAGUUACAGGCAGCCUUAGUUAAGGACUGUUGGUUAUAUGAAUUGCAUAUGCAAUCAAGUCUGGGAUCCAAAAAGCAUGACCAGUAGAUUUUUUGAUUUUGAACAGCAAGCCUCAUGCCACAUAACAAACUGUUUUUGAAAGAUCCUUUUAGUUUCAAAAGGCUUGUUGUGUAACAUUGUCUAGGGGUUGGGAGAGUUGCCAUUUGAGAAUCUCAAGCCCCAGACCCUCUUCACUGAGUGGAACUAGUUAUUUGAUUCUUCAAAAGAAGUUCUAUUGAGUACAUGGGUGUUUAAUCCCGUGUAAAUGCAUAUAGGAUUCCAGUCUUUGGCUGUGUUUGCACCAUCUGAUUUUCAUGGGAGGAACCCAGAGCAACCAAGGAAUUACCUAAGAAUAACCGUUUGGUUUUGGCAUUUAGUUUCAAGCAGAUUCACAAGCUGUAAAAGACUUCAGUCUGUUUUCUCACAGUAAGUAUAGUCGUACCUUGGAAGUUAAACUGAAUCCGUUCCAGAAGUCCGUUCGACGUCCAAAAUGUUCGGAAACCAAAGCGCGGCUUCUGAUUGGCUGCAGGAACCUCCUGCAGCCAAUCGGAAGCCCUGUCAGACGUUCGGCUUCCAAAAAUAGUUCGCAAACCGAAACAGUCACUUCCGGGUUUGCGGCGUUCCGGAGCCAAAACAUUUGAGAACUAAGCUGUUUGAAAACCAAGGUACGACUGUAGUACUCCUUUCUUUGCCGAUCUGUUUGAGAAGAAAAGCUGCAGCAGGCUAACCGAAGCCAGGCAGAUUCACUUGCAAGCAAGAGCUUCUGUUGUUCUCCUGAGUAGAUCUGUUGGUAGAGGAGGCAAUGGCAGUGUACCUUGCAAUACCUGGAAUGUUAAAGCACAAAUUAGUGCUUAUUUCAUGAAUAAGAUGUGCAAGCUAGAACUUGAAUGUGUUUGCAGGCGGAGCCACUAACCACACUUACUCAGACUGUAUUUCAGCUGCAUCUUCAUUUGUCUUGCUUCGUGUAACUUUUUCUCUGCCUUUUCAGCUGUAUACCACUUUUUACAUAGACAGAUGCGUUGCUGUUUGGUUUUCAUAGCUCAUCAGUUCAGUUAAUCACUGAAAUGCCAGCAUGAACUGAAAGGCUAAAUAUGUUGCAGAAGUACCAUACAAUAGCCAAGAAUAAUACUGGCACCUGCCUCUGCAAUUGUCCAGUUUGUUUAUUUCUUAAUAAGAACAUAUGAGAUGAAGAAGCUUGUCUUGUUUAGGUUGGGAUGCCUUUAUGAAAAUUGACUUCCAUCUUUUCCAUAGAAUUGUUUUGGGCAGAGCUAGAAAAAUAAUUGGCACCUACUGGCACAGAGAAGCUAAUACUUUGAGCUCUUGUGCUGAUACAGUAUAAUCAAUACUGUGAUACUCUUUUCUUUCAAAGUUCUUAAGGAAAUUUAUUACUGAACCAGAAACUCAUAGCUUCACUUCAGUUAGGCUACAUAGUUAGUAUAUCUGGAAAGACUUUGGAAGUUGGUCAGCAUCAAAAGAAUAGAAUGAGUUUUUGGCCAUUCCAGAGCAUGGCUAAAUUUUUCAGGAAGCAAAUUAGCUGAGAGCAACUCUCUUCAGUGAUGCUGCAAGGCAUUUACCUGCAAUGCAGUGCUAUGCAUCUGCAGCUAGGUGGUGGAGGCAAAUUCCAUUUCUCUCUUGCUUUUGCACAAAGCUUUGCUGUGUUCAGGAAGAACCAGCCCUCUGCUUGCAAUUUAUGUACCGCUAUUACUUGCACCAGGGUGCCAUUUAAUUUUUGAUGGCUCUUUCGAAAACUGUUGACCCGACUUCAGAGAUACCUUCAUCAAUGGGAGUUCGUGCUUCGUGCAGGUAAGCUUGCCUUUUACAGCAUUUUUUAAAACCCAGAUGGAAAAAAGGGAGUUUGGCUGCCUCAAUGAGGACUUCUCUGAAUUCCGUUUAAGCUCAUAAAUCUUCCUGAGGACACUGAUUCAAUUGUCGUCCUCCCCUAGCAUGUAAUCUUACCAGAUGCUUAGCUUAAGAACAAAUCCAAUGAAGUUAGGUUGUAAAAGCAAGUAGAUGUUCAGAAGCCCAAGGUGCUUGUUGGGGUGGAUGUCUGCCAAAUGUUCUGAUAUGUUAAAAUGGAUUCAUUCAAGGCUUCUGUUAGCAUUUGAUGUGUUUCUAGCAGUGUAGCAGUUCUGACAGCUGUCUGUUUCUUAUUCAUUGAAAUGCAGUCUCUGGAACUCUCACAUCAGCCUUUUGUUCCUGCUUACAAGCUGACUUCUAAAUCGUUUAAAUGAAUCAGAAGAUGCUUUCAGGUUUCUCCUCUUAGUAACAAUUUGCUCAAAUAAAUCAUUGUUUAGAAUCAAAUGAUAUAUUAAAAUAAGGUCUUUGUACCUCCUAUGCAUGUUUUACCAUCCUUGCCCAUGCCCGUUUGGGGUGCAUUUUAGGAUGGAUAAAUUUUAGGAGGGCGGGGCAGGAGCAGUUGUGGGGAUUGUAUUGAGCAUUUUUAAAAGAUUUAAUAGCAAAAGUACACAUACUUUCCAAGAAACAUUAGAGAGAAAAUAUUGCCUUUGAAAGGCAAUCACAUCUCUGCAGUGUUAUGUGGUCUUUUUCACUGCCUGGCAAAUAAUAGUUCACGCUCAUUUUGAAAGUAUAAGGACUUGAAAUAAUUAAUUGCAAAGAUAUUGAGCUCUCUGAGUCUUUGUAACAUCACUCAGUGAUAAGACAUUCAGACUUCCUUUAGCUAAAGGAUCAGGAUAGUUCUCAAAAGCUUUAUGAAGGCUUUCUAGUAACUUCUUUGCUGCAGGAAGAUUGUGCUUGUGGAAGAGAUGUGUGAUUGCAGAAUAUUCAGGGAAUUUCAAACAGCGUUUUUGCCUGGAAAAUUAGCUUUAAGGCUUACCUAAUUCCUUGUCGAUGCAUACCCUAGAACGUUCUGUCAUUAAAAACCGAUCUAGUAAACCUUAACAAUUCAGCGUUCCCAUAGUUAUGACGUAAUUAAUGAAGAGAUUUGCUGUGAUGGGUGUGGCUUCUAGAGGGAUCACAUUGAUUUCAACCUUAUUCAUUUCCUCUCUAGGUUUGAGAUUUAUUGAGUAGCGUUAUGAUUUUUUAAAAUCAUUGUCUGCAGUUGUCUUAACUCUUGUUUAACAUUUGAUUUUGUGUUUAUUCCUGUAUGUGCUCUGCUCGCAUUAGGCUAACUCUGAAUAUUUACAACUUCUAAUUUUUGCCAAAGAAAGGUGUAGGGAGUUUAAAUAAAUCUUCAAGAGAUGAGUGUGUGGAGGGAACAGUCAGUUUAGAAUGUGUGUAAAAUGUUCCAGAAGUGUACAUGAGCACUCUUUGCAAGUAUGCUGAUUUAUUUAUUUUUGUUUGAACAUCCCUACACCGAACCCCACAAUAGCUGUAUUUCACAAUUGUUUUGUGAAACCAGUUACUUUACAAAAGGUUUAUUUGUUAUUUUGCAAAAUAACUGUUUUGUGUUGUAUAUAAUGGUGUUAUAUAGCUGUCAGUAAGAACAGAAUGAAGAGGGAAGCAAUUUUUGGCUAUUCCCCCUACCACCAGCAACCCUGUGCACACACAAAAAUCUUCUCCAGAGGGUUGGGGACCCUCAGAGCAUUGAUUUAUGCCUUAUGAUCAGCUGAGCAACUCAGUACUUAACAAACAAAAUCCAGGGAGUGACUAGAUAUAAGUAUGUUUCUCUUGGUAUUCAAAUAUAAUAUGCCAUGGAUCACUGUAGCUGUCAGUCUAAAGCCUGACAACUACUAGUUGACAGCAUGCAAGUUGUAGUUACAUGUUUCUAGAUAUGCAUGACUAUUUUUCUUUCUGCUGAAAGAUUGGGUUUUUAUUUUCUGCCACUCUAUACAGUAGCUUGAAAUUCUCGUUUUUAGGGAGCCAUAAAGAUGGGUUCAUCCCACUGCAUGGAAGCACACUGAGUCACUUAUAGGGCUGGAAUGCAUUUGGGUACCUGUAAUAGGAUGACUAAACUGAAGCCAUUCUGAGGGGAUGUAUAUAGAAAAUAAUGCAGAAUCCUAAAAUUUCCCUUCAUCCUGAACCCAUCACCAAGCAGUUUCCACUGCAAGUCUUCUGUGAGCCACUGGCAGUUAUUUUUAGCCUAAGGACUAUCCUACACUGUUGAAGCCUUCUGAAUGCCUAUUAUUUUUUAUUAAAAUAUUUUUGAAAGCCAGUAAUGAGGAGACCAUGUGUAUCUCCCUGGGGAGGAAUUCCAAAGGUUGGGACCACCACUGAGAAAGCCCUGUUCCUAGAACCUACCCGCCUUAUGACAGCCCAGAGAGCAGGGUCUUGGACCCUGAUCUUGGGCAGAUUCAUACAGGUAUAGAUGGCCCUUCAGAUAAAUUAGGCUGCUAAAGCUACUAGCCUGCUGAAAUGUUUACUGCUCCAUUGAGACACUGGCAGCCUGCAUUUCCCUGCUGGCUGGAGAGGAACGGAAGCCCCUUCACAACCAGUAUGGAAAUGAAAGUUCUUAAAAAAAAACAAAGAACCCUGCUAUCAAGCAGACGUAAAAUGAACCAUCCCUCCACCAUCCUGCUUGGUUUUCACACUGAUCAGGGAGGGAGGUGCUUUCCUUCCUCCAUGGUUGGCAUGGAAACCAAGUGGACUGGGCAGAGGAGGGAUGGAGAGAUCCAUCCUCUACCAGCUCGCUCCCUUGCCAGUAUGAAAUUCCUGUUUGCUUAUAGCUACAAGGUGAGUAGUUAGUUACAAGCCUAAAUUCUUGCUGCUAUUACUCUCUGCCUGCCUCUCUCGCCUCUUGAUUGGCAUUUUUUGGAGAGGGGCAGUCAUUUGGCCCAGCGCCUCUAGCUUAGGACAUUCUGCUACAGACAAAAUGCAUCACAAAGCACAGCUGUACCUGGUAAAAGUGCAGUUGACUCCCUCCCCAUGACUGAGCAAGGCAAAUACCUGGCAUAAUCGUAGUGGGAGUGAUUGGUGUAGUGUGCAACAUUUGAUCCUCCAUGAAGACAGCUCUAGACAUUGGUGUGACUGGUAUCUUUUGAAACUGUACUAAUUUGAGUGUUGGUACUUGCUGCACAUGUGGAGCUGUCUGCACAAGUUGUAUCUGCUGAGAGGGUUUGUUCCAACCAAAGUGAUCUGAGAUAGAUGUGAUGCAUCUGCAUUUCAGUUCCUUUAAAAAAAUUAGGAACAUUUCUUUUGCCUAUCAUUAUCCAACCUCAAACUGCAUUUUAGUCUUUGCAUAUUCUUUCUUCCUUUGCUCUAAGUACACACAGUAAAAAGCUUACGACUUACAAACUUGCGAUGUCUCCUAGGCCAGAAACCCAACAUCGAGGCCCUGCUGCCCAUUCAGAGAAUGAUCUUCCUGAACAAGAAGAGGAAAUCCUGGGAUCAGAUGAUGAUGAGCAGGAAGAUCCCAAUGAUUACUGCAAAGGUGAGAGGUUUUAUUUUACAAUUUGAGUAUCAUAAUUUUAGACCAAUAAUUAAGGUUGUAAACCUGGUUUGGUACAUUGUAUGUAUCAGCCAGUAAGCGAUUUUGCUUUGUAGAUAGAAAAAGGAACUCAUCUAUGGGGACUUCAUAGACUAAUACUUCUUCUUAUAAGACCAGACAUCUACCAGACUAUGUCCUCCUUGUUUGUUUAGCAAAUCAAAGUUAAUACAUCAAGACAUAUGCUUGCUUAAGGUAUUUCUCAGUAUUUUUAUUCAUUUAACUUUUUACAACUUCUCCAGCUUUCCAUUUAAUAUAUGCUCCAUAUUUACAACUGAAAUUAAAGUUAACAUCAAAACUGCAUAAUAAACAUCAGAAAUAAAAACUUAUCAAUAACAAAAAAUGGAACUUUACAAUUUUAAAAAAUAAAACUAAAAUUUAAAAUUUAAUAAAAAAGCUGACUAAAUCAAAAUGAGUUCAGGUUACAAUCUGGGCAAGUGUUGAAGCAAUCUCACAAAUUGCUCACAGUAUGCAGAUUCCUGAUAGAACAGAAAAAUCGUUGCAAAAACCCUGAUAGAUGAGCAAAGCCUGUGAUGGAAUUUCAUCCAAAGUUACAUGAGAAAUUCAUCAGGAUGUAAAAUUCAUCAGGAAACCAGGAAAUAAACAAAGCCUAAUAGCCCCUAAGCAUGGCGAGUGAAAAGUAAAAACUAUGUAGUUGUCUGGUAGGCCUCUCCAGCAGAGUGAUGAGUGAGAUUCCAAAGCAACAUCAUCCUCAUGGAAGAUGCCUGGGACAGCAGUGGAUUAACCCAAUGCAGUGGUAGAAUUUGGAAUAAGUAGGGGGGGAAUUGUUCUAGUCAGAGGGAGACUGCAUUCCCGAGGGUAGUUACUGUCUGCAAUCCAUAGUUUGCAGGAAGCUCAGUAUAGGACCCCCAGUGUGUGCUAGAGAAUACUGGGUGAAGCAAUUCAAUUUGUACUGGUACCUUUGGAUACCUGCCAACACUUAGAGAAAGCUAUUAGUUGCUCUUCAGGUGCUAAAGAUUACCAUGUAACUCUGUACAUUUUGGGUCCACUUGCUAUAUAUAAAGCACUGACAUAGUGUCAUACAGGAAUUGGCAAAGAACAGUCAUUUCCUCCACUUAAAUACCAUAUGUCUACCUUCACAUCACUGAAUUCUCAAUGUAAAACAUGACUGUAUCUCCCCAAUCCUGGCUCUUCUUACCCAAACUGGUAUACUUAGCAUCCCGCUCAAUGGAAUAAACUGAAUGAAAAACAUGUCAUGUCUCCACUGACUUCAUUUUGUGUGGGUGUACUGUUUGCCCGGCAUAGAAAUUUAGCAGGCUGGCAGCAAAGGCAUGGAUCUCUCUGUCUUUCUAUUGCCAGCCAGCGUGUUCUAUGCUAGACGGGGGGGGGGUGUGUCACCUGCUGUGCCUGUAUUAGAAAACAUGGUAGACUGGUAGCAAAAGGGAAGGAGCAGCCUGAUGCGAACCCUCUUGCUUUUAAUGCUGAACACGGAGGGGGCUUACCCAUUAUCAGCUAGCUUGGAAUGGCAGUGGGCUGUCAGAAGAGGGAUGGAGUGUUCAGACUUCUGCCUCCUGUCAGUCUGCAUGGUUUCUUUGCUUGACAGAAGGAGGCAGUUUCCCCACCUCCCUGUCCAGCAUAGAAAGGAUGCUGGAGAAGGGAAUGGGUGCUCAGCCCUCCACCUCCAGACCCUCCUCCAAGCCCAGCCUAGAAAUGCAGCAAGCUACCAGAGAAGGGUUGAAGCCCUUGAUCAGCCCAGGCACUCGCCUGGAUGAAAUUCCUUGUUGCCCAUGGCGACCAGGCAAGUGUUUAAAAACAAGCCUGUUUUGAUAGUUCUUGCAUUAUAGUCCUUGCACUAUCUAAUCCAAUAUAGUGAUCCAGAAAUAUAUUUUAAAAAUUAAUAACAAACUCCCCAUGCUGAACAAACUAGGCUUCAAGGAAAUACGUUCACCAAGCCAUUUCUUAAAAGGUAGGAUGUUGCCUGUUUCCCCUUUGUGUAUACCUGAGAGUAAGCAUCUUUUAAUUUAAUGGGAUCUUUUUGUAGCAAUGUAUGAGAUGGCAUUGUUAGCUUUCCUCCUUGUUAAAAAGCAGGUUCACACAAUUGCAAACAACGCUUGAUGCUGUUGUGAAGUAUGUGUGUAGGUGUAGCAAGUACAGCUCGGGGGCCUAAAUGGAGGUGCUGCCCUCAUGAAUCACAGUGAUGUACUGUAGUUGCCUGGCGUGAAUGUCAGAAAAUGAAUUGUUUUUGUGUGAAGUAGCUCCUGUUUGAGGUGGGCUGAUUUGGGUUGGCUGAUGAUGCCAUUUAGGUGGUUAGGAUGAUGUGUGAACCUCUUCAGAUAUGCAACUUCCCACAUGGUUGGACCCUUUGCAGUUCACCAUAGUGGUGGCAACCAUAGCACAAAGGUAAUGUGAGAAGGGGGCAAGAAUGCAUUGGCAGAAUGGUGUACAGGAGCUCUUUAAUAGGAGCUCACAUAGGUCAUAAUUUUUCUUAAUUCAGCAUCGCCAGGGUCCAGGGAUAAGUCUCAAAGUCAGUAAUUCAACGACAUAGACCUUCAUACAUCAAUUGGCAACCAAUCCCACCAUGCCCGUCUUCUCUCUAGAUUGUUUUUGAUAAAUAUUGAGUAAGCUCUUUGAACAAAGGCAGGGCUUGAAUGUAUGCACCUCCAUUGGCUUCUAUUAAUAAACUAGUGGUCAAUUAUGUAUCUGGAGGCAAUUUUAACAUGAACAAGGGCAGGAAAACUGAAAUUUAAUUCAGACAAAAUGGAGAUACUGUGGGUGGGAAGUUGGUCUUCUCCAGAAAGAAGGUUCAAUUGGCUCUGGAUGUGGGGUUGCACUUUGCCUGCAAGUCCAAGGACGCAACCUGGGAAUCCUCCUGAAUUCAGAGGGUGACAUCCAAUUGAGAAAAUACUUUUUUUUUUUUAAGAUGGCUAACAAAUGUGUUAAACAAAACAUACGCAUCUGUAGUAGCACAUAGAAUUUACAUGUUCUCAGUAUGACCGUAAUACCGAGUAGAUUACCCAUCAAAUCAUUCUCUUAUCUCAUGGCUAAGGCCCCUCAUCAUGGAAACCUUAGAGACAUGCUAGGCUCUCAUUCUUUUAAGGAUAUUGCUAUGCUUUAGCUGAGCCCUUCUGUUCUGUUAUGAGCCCAGCAUCUUUUGAAGAGAUUUGAAGAGUAGCCACCAGGUCUUCUUAAUAUUGUGACUAGACCUUACAAAUCAACAUCCCCUUUCAGCUGCAGUUGCAGCCAAGUGGUGUGUCAUCAUGUGCUUCAGCAAAUAAAGAAAAUCCCAGGGUAGCAUUCCUGUUCUUAUGGAGGGAAGGAAAAGCAUUAUUAAAGCCAAAUGUUCUUGCUACUGCUAGGAGAGAGCAGUUAGCAAUGCAUUCUAUCUCUCCCAAUCCCAGAACUCAUAGCUAAUGUGACAUUUGAAGUUUCUUAAACAGUAGUGUUUUUAAAAGAUACUUUUUCUUAUUGUGGAGUAUAUUUAGUGAGAAAAUCGAGAGAUUUGAGAGUUCCCAGUGGGAUUGUACCACCUGCACAUAGCCAUGCUGGUCUGCUUAUCCUUCCCACGUAGAGGAAUAGCACACUCUACAGCUAUUUUCUCUGCAGAAGCUGAGAAGGGAAAACACACCAUCUAUUCUAUAUUGUGCCUGAUAUUAUUCUUUGGUAAGCUGUCAGAAUUUAUUUGCAUGAUAUCUAAAAUGAAGAAAUUGCAUGGUUCUACCAACAAUUGUGUGUUCUCAAUGUUCUUUUUUUCAUUUGUUUUUAAGAGAGAUUAAAAGUGGCAGGUGCAUAGAUUGACCUGUGAGUUUCUCAAUAUCACUGAGGGUUCUUAACCCAAUAACUCUUUUUACAUUUCCUAGGAGGCUACCAUCUUGUUAAAAUAGGGGAUCUGUUCAAUGGAAGAUACCAUGUGAUCCGGAAGCUGGGAUGGGGACACUUUUCUACGGUGUGGUUAUCAUGGGACAUCCAGUAAGUCUUUUUUCUUUUUGGAAGGAAUUUCUGCUAGUUGCAUGGAAUAUUGUUACAGACCAGCAACAUGAGAUUUUUCCUCAGAAUGUUCCUCCUUGUUUUCAAAUCCAGAGGUUUCAUCUCAUGCUUUAAAACAACAACAACAACAGGGGACACAGAAAGGGCUGAACUCCUCAAUGCCUUCUUUGCCUCAGUCUUCUCCGAUAAAGAAAACAAUGCCCGACCUGAAGAAUUUGGAGCAAAUGAUUCAGCAGAGGAAACACAGCCCAGAAUAACUAAGGAGAUAGUACAAGAAUACUUGGCUAGUUUAGAUGUAUUCAAGUCUCCAGGGCCAGAUGAACUGCAUCCAAGAGUAUUAAAAGAACUGGCAGAUGGGAUCUCAGAACCACUGGCAGUCAUCUUUGAGAAUUCCUGGAGAACAGGCGAAGUCCUGGCAGACUGGAGGAGGGCAAAUGUUGUCCCUAUUUUCAAAAAGGGGAAAAGAGAGGACCCAAAUAAUUACCGCCCAGUCAGUCUGACAUCAAUACCAGGGAAGAUUCUGGAGCAGAUCAUUAAGCAAACAGUCUGUGAGCACCUAGAAAGGAAUGCUGUGAUCACCAAUAGUCAGCAUGGAUUUCUGAAGAACAAGUCAUGUCAGACUAACCUGAUCUCGUUUUUUGACAGAAUUACAAGCCUGGUAGAUGAAGGGAACACAGUGGAUGUAGCCUACCUUGAUUUCAGCAAGGCAUUUGACAAGGUGCCCCAUGAUAUUCUUGUAAAGAAGCUGGUAAAAUGCGGUCUUGACUAUGCUACCACUCAGUGGAUUUGUAACUGGCUGACUGACCGAACCCAAAGGGUGCUCAUCAAUGGUUCCUCUUCAUCCUGGAGAAGAGUGACUAGUGGGGUGCCACAGGGUUCUGUCUUGGGCCCGGUCUUAUUCAACAUCUUUAUCAACGACUUGGAUGAUGGACUCAAGGGCAUCCUGAUCAAAUUUGCAGAUGACACCAAACUGGGAGGGGUGGCUAACACCCCAGAGGACAGGAUCACACUUCAAAACGACCUUGACAGAUUAGAGAACUGGGCCAAAACAAACAAGAUGAAUUUUAACAGGGAGAAAUGUAAAGUAUUGCACUUGGGCAAAAAAAAAUGAGAGGCACAAAUACAAGAUGGGUGACACCUGGCUUGAGAGCAGUACAUGUGAAAAGGAUCUAGGAGUCUUGGUUGACCACAAACAUGACAUGAGCCAACAGUGUGAUGCGGCAGCUAAAAAAGCCAAUGUAAUUCUGGGCUGCAUCAAUAGGAGUAUAGCAUCUAGAUCAAGGGAAGUAAUAGUGCCACUGUAUUCUGCUCUGGUCAGACCUCACCUGGAGUACUGUGUCCAGUUCUGGGCACCACAGUUCAAGAAGGACACUGACAAACUGGAACGUGUCCAGAGGAGGGCAACCAAAAUGGUCGAAGGCCUGGAAACGAUGCCUUAUGAGGAACGGCUAAGGGAGCUGGGCAUGUUUAGCCUGGAGAAGAAGAGGUUAAGGGGUGAUAUGAUAGCCAUGUUCAAAUAUAUAAAAGGAUGUCACAUAGAGGAGGGAGAAAGGUUGUUUUCUGCUGCUCCAGAGAAGCGUACAUGGAGCAAUGGAUCCAAACGACAAGAAAGAAGAAUCCACCUAAACAUUAGGAAGAACUUCCUGACAGUAAGAGCUGUUCAACAGUGGAAUUUGCUGCCAAGGAGUGUGGUGGAAUCUCCUUCUUUGGAGGUCUUUAAGCAGAGGCUUGACAACCAUAUGUCAGAAGUGCUCUGAUGGUGUUUCCUGCUUGGCAGGGGGUUGGACUCGAUGGUCCUUGUGGUCUCUUCCAACUCUAUGAUUCUAUGAUUCUAAGAUUCUAACAACAACAACAACAACAACAUGGUAACAUGUACAAACUGAAAACUGAUUCAUAUUCCCCCUUACAUAUUAUUUCUUCAAGUUUACUUUUUAUUGAACUUGAGGGAAAUUAUGCAUUCAGGAGUGACAGAGAACCUGCGUUUGUAUUUUGUAGGAAAUGAUCCUGAGCAUUCAGGUCUUUUUCUGUUAGUGUUAUCUGAUUCCUGAAGGCAGUUUAGUACUAAACUUUGUGUCCACUUAGGGGGAAGAGGUUUGUGGCAAUGAAAGUUGUAAAGAGUGCUGAACACUACACAGAAACAGCAUUGGAUGAAAUCAAACUGCUGAAAUCUGUGAGUAUCCACAAGUAGAUGGUUUUGAUUCAAUUUCAAAUUAUAUCCUUUAAAAAUAUCAGCAAAUGGCUCCCAGCCAUAAUAUAAUAUCUUGCUCCAUACUAGAUACAAAGGGGAAUGCUGUACACAGGAUUAGAUUAGGCAUUUGUUAUUAUUUUUCUUUAAUUUGUAAAGGUCAAUUUUUAUCUCUGUUUCCAGAGCAUUUUAAAAGAUGACAGAAGAUUAUUUAUUAAAUUGGUUAGUCGUUUUAUCUUGCCCAAGGCAGCCCAAAGCAACUUACAACCAACCAACCAAACAGAAAAAGAAAAAAAAAUCCACAAGAGAUAUAUUAAAACCAAGGGGGGCGGAAUACAUUUAAAACAUCCCACACACUUCUAAAAGGCCACAGAUAAUUAAAGGUCAAAUUCUUGGUUAGAGAUGAAAAUUUCUGCCUGGUGCUUAAAGAUAUGGCUAUUGUAAUUAUUGCAAGUGGGUAAUUCAUCUCAAGUUUGAUUUGCUAUUUGUGUCAUUAGUUGUAGGUAUCAUGUCAUCCCAUUACCUUAGCUGGUAAUCUUCCUUUCAUGUAUCCAGCAGUACAUUUUCAGUCAUUUUUAUGGAGGGAGGGAAAGGUAAAUGCAGGCUCAUGAGAAGUAACAGCAUUAGUACAGCUACUUAGACAGUGUUGUUUAGGAACUGAUUAAAGAAGGGUUUUUCCGCCCCGGCUGGGGCAUAAGGCAAGGUUAGUACGGACAUAGUUGCUCAAGAAUAGUCAGAAAUGCUAACAUAAAUUGAUUGUUUGAUUUGCUAAAUAAGAAUGUGGGGUGAGAAUCUGGAGAGUGUCUUGGAAACCUAUGGGAUUUGAUAAAGAUUAAAUGAUAAACAUUAAAUGAUUUUUUAUGGUGUUUGAUUUCUCCCCCACCCUACAGGUCCGCAACACUGACCCAGACGACCCAAACCGAGAGAGAGUAGUUCAGUUAUUAGAUGACUUCAAAAUCUCAGGAGUAAAUGGUUCCCGUAUCCUUUUAAUAAAACCAAACUUUUCUGCGAUCUUUAAUCCAGCAAAAUAUGGGAUUUAAUAAAAUACAGUGCUGGGUUAAAACAUAAAUGGUUGUCUUACACAGUGAUGAAAUUUCACAACGUGUAGCCAUUUGGCACAAGUAUGUUUUCAGUUUCCUUCAGCCAUAUGAAGAAAACAACCUACAAAAAGGUUUCCUUUCUGAGUGGCAAGAGCCAUUUUGAAUGUUGGAAGUUGAGAAGACAAUUUGAAAAAAGUGAGAGUAUUGUUUGGGUUUUCCCACUGAUGUGGCUUUAGCUUCAUCUGUACCACCUUACAAUAUUUCUGUAUCCCUGUGUGUGUGGAAUUUACCAGUGAAAAUUCAUAGGACUAUUAAUAAUUAGAAUACUUUAUGGUGCAAUAACAGUACAUUGGUACCUUGGGUUAAGAACUUAAUUCGUUCCGGAGGUCGGUUCUUAACCGGAAGCUGUUCUUAACCUGAAGCACCACUUUAGCUAAUGGGGCCUCCCGCUGCCGCCAUGCAAUUUCUGUUCUCAUCCUGAAGCAAAGUUCUUAACCCGAGGUACUAUUUCUGGGUUAGCAGAGUCUGUAACCUGAAGCAUCUGUAACCCGAGGUACCACUGUAAUGGGGUGGAUGUUGCGGCCUUGCUCAUCUGGCUUCCCAAUGUCAUAUAUUGCUGCUGGUUACCAAGAGUGGGGCAGGGAGUGCAGUGGAUGUGCAGUGGGGGGGGGGGAGCAUUGGGCUGACUCAACCACUGCACCCACACCAAGCGCCCCAUUGCCUUACCUCUCCCUCUUGGUAACUGGCAGCAGUGCACAGCAUGGGGAAGGAAUGCCACACCAUUGGCGGGGGUUGUGUAAAAUUGCCACAAAGUGUAGUAGCUAUUCUAGAAAACUACAUGCAGAUAGUCAGGGGAAAAUGGGUAUAUAUGCAAUAACUAAGCAUGAAAUUUCUUUUUCCAUGUUGCUAUGUAUUCAGCAAUAGCUGACUUUGUAAAUGUUCCGGGAAAUUCAGCCUUGACUCAGCCACAGAUAUUUGCAUGGUGUUUGAAGUUUUAGGGCACCAUCUUCUGAAAUGGAUCAUCAAAUCAAAUUAUCAGGGUCUUCCACUACUCUGUGUAAAAAGAAUCAUCCACCAGGCAUGUUAUAUAUACUACAUUUGGGACUACUUUUGUGAAAAGUUGUUUUCUGUCAAGCGUUUGGUGCUCCGAAGUGCAGCUGGAGACUCUCUGUGAUGUCAGUUGCUGCACUUUGGGCUGGUGGAACAGAUCAAAAUUAUAACAAUGACUUCUCAUUGGUGGAUAUCCUGUGCAUCACAUGCUCUAGGAUCCCAAGAUCAGGUCCUUCACACAGUAUUUAAGGAUAACAAGAAACUGCUGUGAAUCAGUAGGCCAGUUCAAGAGUUUUCUCAUGCUUUCUGUCUAAUAGCAGAAUCAGAUUCUAUCUAAUAGCAGAAUCAGUGAUCCUGUUCUGAUUGAUUUGGCAGCAAAACAGGGUAGGUUGUUGCAUAUUACAGGAAACCACAAGGCACUCUUCUAAAAAGGCAGCACAGUUCCCAAAAGUGGAAGCAAAGGACUGUGUAUGUGUGCUUUACUGCUCCAGGAGCAUUUUUGUUUGCUCCACUUGGGGUCAUAUAAAAUGUGUUUUGUGUGUAUGUGUGUUGAGGGGGAGGGAAUCAUUUGGGUGGGUUAACUUAGGGAGGGAGAAACAAAGGGAAGAUGUGGGCACUCUUGCUACUGAGGCAGGUGGGUGCCAUCCCCCAACUGCCUUACACACACAGGAACAAAAGGCUGGAUGGUGAUGAUGGAUCAUUUGUUUGCUCACUUCUCUCUGCCCCACACUUUGGCUGUGGGAAGAGGUGAAGAGGAGAUGGAGUGACAGCACCUAACUAGGGUAAUAGGUGGGUUGUUGCUCGGUUGCCCUGUCCACUUGCCCUGGUUCCUAAUGGGUGCAACUAAAGGAGGUGGAACCAAAGAGGCACACUGACCUGCUGCUUCUUCAUUCUGUGAGUACGGAACAGCCCCUUGAGUCAGGUGAUAUGCAAAAGGAGUUGGCAAAGUGCUGUGAAAUGGACAUCCCAAUAUGUCACAGUGGUGCCUCCACUCAAGGGCCUGACCUGAUCAUAGGCAUCCUUAUUUGAAAACAAGCCCUAAUGGGACUUAUUCCCAUGUAAGAUUGACUGGGUGUGUUGUUCAGGCUGCAAAAUGUAUCUUCCCUUCAUAUUAUCACACACUUGUACAUUAACAUAUAAUACUGGAGGCAUCAUCCCGUUGAAUAACACACACACAAACACACACACACACACACACACAAACACACACACACACACACACACACACACACACACACACCAGGUGUUGUGCAACGCUUUGUUGCAAGUUCCAUUUGUAAUUGAUGCUUCAAGAACAGAAAUGAAAGCUGGGAAGGAUGGGGAAGCCUAGAAGAAUAGUGCUAAAAUGAAUGGGAAUUACGCCUUCAGCAACAGUAGGUUGAAGAUCAAGUAAAACGCUCAUUUUGCUAUAGUUUCCAUAGUAACCUGGCUUUUUCACUGCUUGCUUCAUAAUAAAAUCAAGCUUUUGGUCACAUUGUGCACCACAACUACCAGAUCCUGGCUCUUCGGUGUACUUUGGAAGUUACACAAUGACAUUUUGUCACCCGUAUGUGACUUUCCUUUGUCGUUUGUUCUCUGCAGGUUUUGCAGGGACUGGACUAUUUGCACGCCAAGUGUCGGAUUAUCCACACUGAUAUUAAACCAGAGAACAUUCUGCUGUGUGUUAAUGACCAGUAUAUCCGCAGGCUGGCUGCAGAAGCAACAGAGUGGCAGAGAUCUGGAGCCCCCCCUCCUUCUGGCUCUGCAGGUGCUUUUUGUGUUUUAGCUUAAAGUCAGUUCAUUCUGAAGUGGUUUGUUAGGAUAUGACAAAUAUUAGCUGUCUAGAUCACCCUGAACAUGAUUAGUACGGAACACCAUUUCUGUUUGUCUAUAAAAUAGAUAUUCAUUGCAGUACUAGCUGUAUGGUUCUGUAAAGAGCUCAUGAAAAGUGUGUAAAUUGCCACGCUGGAGAAUUAUUUAAAAUGCUGUUUCUGAUCUCAUGUAAUUAAACUGAUGAUAGGCCAACCAACUUCUGUUGCGUUGUGUAUAAAAGAGUUUAUAGAAAUUCAAUUUAGAAGACCUCUGCAGUGAGGUGCAUCUUGGAUAUGCCUUGCUCAGUCUUUUGUAUUCUCCAGAGAGUUUAAAAAUUCUCUCCAUCAUACAUUCCGUAUAUAUUAUGUAUAAGUAGACUCUCCAUUAAGUGGCUUUACUAUUACAGGUGUUCAAUCUUUUAAGACAAAUCUGAUACAGAAAUUGAAUCCUCCCUGGUGCUGCCAAAGAGCUGUGCAACAGUAUCUCAGGAUUACUUUUGAAGAGCAUUGACUAAUGGUAAAAGCGGGGAGGGUGUUCCCAAUUUGGUCUCCACCAAAUCUGUGGUGUUUUAUUGAGACUACAUGAACUCCAUCCUUUUCAGUCACCAGCCAAGGUGGUACACCGUACCUGAAGCUUUCAUAAGAGUAUGGUUACAGAGCAGUAGCCAUGACAACUGUUAAAUGUCUUGCUGUAUCUGUAUUCUUCAAGACCAGUCAGUUUUCAAAACAGAGGUCCAGGGGUCACAACCCUGUCCUUCUCCAGUGGUCAGGCUCUUUCUUGUCUAUUAAACAUUUUUACCCCUUGAUUAAACAUAGGUCUGCCAGGGGCCAAUGAAAAUUAUUUUUGUGGACUGUCAGCUGACUACCUGUGAUUUACUAUUUCAAGUACAGUCGUACCUUGGAAGUCGAACGGAAUCCAUUCCGGAAGUCUGUUCGACUUCCGAAAACCAAAGUGUAGCUUCUGAUUGGCUGCAGGAAGCCAAUGUCUUUCAGACAUUCGGCUUCCAAAAGAAUGUUAGAAAAGCAGAACAGUCACUUCCAGGUUUUGAUCGUUCAGGAGCCAAAAUGUUUGAGAACUAGGCUGACUUCCAAGGUACGACUGUGGUUAAUUGGAAAUUGAUGGAACUUGAAGUGGACUUAAUGCACUCUUGACUUACCUAUGUGUCAUCUCAGUUCACUUUUUAAAGUACUGUGUACGUGCUGCUGUGUUGCCUCACUUGCAUGUAAUUAUUCCCCUCACUUUGAAAACGGUUGAGUGGCCUGACAAUUGAUAACAUAAUUGUUGUUAUGUAUAAUAAUCUGACAUCGAGUUCUCUCUGCUUCCAUAAGAAGGUAACAAUUUAGUGUUUGGAACAGCUUCUCACUGUUGCAGGAGUGAUUUAAGUAGAUGCCUGUCUUCCAAUGCUGCUCAGUGUUGGAAUUCAAUCUGUUGAUGACUUGAUGAGAACAUUUUCCUAUUUUUCUAUACUGCAGUCAUGUUGCAGAAGUAGUUUUCUGUUAACUAUAGAAUAGUUUGAGUAGCAUGCCACUUUAAUAGCACGAUUGCAGGCUUAUUAAUUGUAUUUCUUUUUUACUUCACAGUGAGUACUGCACCACAGCCCAAACCAGUAAGUGUAAUAACUUGUGCAUGUUAUAAAUGAGUUAAACUUUGCAUUCAGAUGUACACUGUCUUUUUACAGAGCAGUUCCAGUGCUGUGGGAAGGCUCCUACCAAAUAGCACAGUUGUGUCUGGACAUAUUUAGAUUUCUAUUUCCCACCAUCCCAGGGGCUCAUAUUUUAGCAUGCUGCCAUAUACACUCCAUUUCUUUCAGUUCUCUUAAUGGUUACCCUUUCUUUGCCUUAGUUGUACUGUUAAUAGUUUUUUAAUAUUUUUCUAGCUACUACAAUUGCGGAAUUUCUGAUGACCAAAUCUAUGAUUUUUCUGUUCGUAUCAUAUAUUUAUUCGUAUGAACACGUACUUGGAGGUAGUCUGAACUGCUCACUUGAAUGAAAUAAAUAUGAUGUGAACUGGUCUGUAGUGCGCAAAGGUUCCUUGUUUAAUAUCUGAAAUAUCUAGAACAGGCAUAGGCAAACUCGGCCCUCCAGAUGCUUUGAGACUACAAUUCCCAUCAUGCCUGACCACUGGUCCUGUUAGCUAGGGAUGAUGGGAGUUGUAGUCUGAAAACAUCUGGAGGGCCGAAUUUGCCUUUGCCUGAUCUAGAAUGUGGCCAGAUAUUAUCAAUGAGGACUAUCAAUUUACACAAGGAAGAAUAAUUAUGGAGAAUUUUUCUGCUAAGUAAAUGGUAUUGACAUCCAAGAGCGCUCACCUCAGAGAGGCUUUGUUUGACAUCUUCUAAUUUGCACUUAGACUGCAAUCCUAUAUCCACUUACAUGGGAGUGACAUUGAACUCAGUAGGAAUUCUGAGUAAGCUUAGGAGUGCAUCAUUAACAAGCACAUACUAGAAUUAUGAGAAUAGGAUUGAAAUACUGGAUUUAUGGUGGCAAUCCUUUUACUUGCAAACCUGGAAAUAAGCCAAAUUGAACUCGUAUAAACAUGUAUAGGAUUGCAGUGUAAAUGUUCAUGAUAUCUGGAUGUUCUGUAUGAUCAGAGGGAUGGUGUUAUUUCCUUCUGUUUUCCCUUAUUUAACUACUUUUUCUAUAUAAAAAGUCUGCCAGAUUAUUUGCAGUAGGCAAUAGAUGCCUGAGGGGUGGUGUAUUUGCAAUUACCCUACAGGCUGACAAAAUGUCAAAAAAUAAGAAAAAGAAAUUGAAAAAGAAACAGAAACGACAAGCGGAGCUGCUGGAGAAGCGAAUUCAGGAAAUUGAGGAGAUGGAGAAGGAAGCCGUCCCACUGCGAGCAGAGCCUGAGGAGCAGCAGGAGGAGCAGCAAGAAAUUCCACAGCCACUUGAGCUGCUCUUAAAAGAGACCCCUCCAGAUGAAGAGCUGCCAGAAAAGACAGGUAUGGAUUUCUAGAAAAUAUGUGCUUUGGGUGUACUUGGUAAUAACGCAUCCUUUGAAAGGGAGGAGGUUUUAAAAUAAUCAUUAAUAGACAUUAAACAUAACACAAGUGAUGAUAAAAACUCUACAGGAAAAGAAAAUAUUAACAGAUCAUUAUUGUUACCAUAGGAAUUAGCAUUUUCCCAGAAUAUGUAAUGGACAUCUUAAGCCACUGUUUAUAAGUGAUUAGAACAGCUGCAGUAUUGGAUACUGUUUGCACUUCAUAGCUAAUCACUAGUCAUUUAAAACCCGUUUAGUUAUAACUCCAUUAUAACUCCAGUUUUUCUCUUUUAUCUAGAUGACAUUUCCCUUGUAUCAGAGCAAGCUGUCUUAAUGGAAGGAGUUGAAAAAUGCAUAACAGAGAUCAACUGUAAUGGAGUGAUGCAAAUGGCUACCUUCUCAGAGUCCAUCAACCAAGUGUCAGUGAGACUGGAGGAAGACCUUCACAAUGCCAAUGAUUGCAGCAGGCCCUCGCAGGAGGAGGAGGAAGAGGAGAGCUGUACUUACAACCAAAGUAAUGGUGGCCCAGAGGCCAGCAUACAGGAAGCGUUAUCAGACUCCUGCGAGCCCUUAAUUUUGGAGGUUGCAGAUUCAAUGAUAUGCCAAGCAACUUCAAGCGACGGACAGUAUUUUAGUGAACAGCAGAUCAGCCAUUUGCAAGAGAGCAUCAGGGCAGAAAUCCCUUCGGAGGAUGAGAAUGAGAAUAAUGAGUCAUCUGAGAACAGCCAAGGUACAGGACAUGGGUUCUGUAUAAGCAAUAAAUUGUGCAAUUUUGAUGCAAACCGUGUUAUGGAAUAUGCCACAAUCAUGUUGAUAUAUUAUCAACAUUUCCUAAGCUUCCAAAGCAUUUCUCACACAUGAUCAUGAUAAUCUUACAGCAGCAUUCCUUGUAAGGCACGCUAGUAUUGUUUUUUCCCCAUAUGAAAGGAGAAGCAGGGAGAAGCCAGAUAAUGACUUGUUUAAAGUCAUCCAGCAAAGUCUGAGGUGAGAUUAGACAAGGCAUGAGUUGGCUUUAGUUUAUUCUCUGUCCUUUAUUGUGCUUCAUUGUGAAGUGAAAACUUCUCUAUUAGAGCUGGCCCUGGUUCUAAGAAAAUAAGAACUGUCAAGGUUCUUCCUUUCUCCAUAACACACGGCUUGAAGAUUCUAAAAGUUAAAUAGUUAAAGUCAACCACAAUUUGCCAGGUUUGGCAGAACUGACAAGCUGUGAUUGAUCACAAACAGAAGCAAGAGCUUCUGGUCUUCCACUUAUAGUAGCACUGCAGGAGAAGGGGGGAGCACAUGAGCUCAAGGCUUCUGUAUUUCCUGUCGCAUUAAGCCACGGUUUAUAGUGACAUCCAAACCAACUCAUGGAUGUGAAAUUAAUACUUGACUCCAGACAAGGAGUGACUAGUACUCUAAUAAACAAUGAUGCUUUUAGAAUUUGUGUGGCAGAUGGUGGGCCUGUCCAUGUGGAGUUAACUGGCUGUUGUUUGUGCUGUGCCUAGGAAAAUCAGCUGCUGGAAAUUUCCUCCUUAAUCCUCUUGAGCCUGGGAAUGCAGAUAAGCUCAAAGUGAAGAUAGCUGACCUAGGAAAUGCUUGCUGGGUGGUAAGUUUUAAAGCUCUUUCCACACUGUUACAGAAACUGCUGUCUCUUUGCAGUUAGCUCAGGUGAAUGUAGCAAACAUACCUCUGAUAUUUCCCCCCCAUUAAUACUGUUUAUUAAAAAUUGGUGUCUUACACACAGACACCCAUACAGACCCCCCCCCCCCACAUUCCCACCAAAUAAGCAGGAAACCAAACAGUAGUGGUACUGUUAGUAGUGGUAUUGAAAAAUACGCUGACUACAAUGAGAAGUUAGAUCUAGCUUCUUACAGGCAGCACAUCUUCAAUGUAACAUUGAGAGUUCAUGUGACACGGUUGGAUCAGUUCAUUGCAGCAAGUUAGUUGGUGACCAGGGGGUCAAUGUAUGCAAGCAGUAUUCUAAACUAAUCUGUCCACUUCAUUCAAGCCUGUACAUAGCCUGAUCAUGUAAGUUGGCUUUUCUAAUAGUGGAAGGUUCCAAACUUGGUUCCACCGUUCCUCCAAAGUGAAGGGGGAGCUCUGGUUCCAAUGCUGAGCAACCUUCAGCUUCACAGCCAGCAAAAGAAAUAAACUCCCGAUACAGAAAUUCACACAUCUCCUCUGGAAAGAUAGAGAGCAAGGCCCGCUGUGGCAAGGAAGGUACAAUUUGUGAUACGUUAGCAGAGAUUUCCUGUGAUACCUGAGACCAAAAGGUCUGUAUCACUGUGUAUGAGCACCACUUGUGGUAGUAUAUGUCGCACGAUCAACAGGCAUCCAGCGUUCCAUAGGGAGUGGUCCAGUAAUCCUCUGUUUGGUAGCAGUACAGAUUCAUCUCAAAACAUGUUUGAGACUGGACUCAAGGAUAGAUAGAGUCAGGGUUUUUUUGGCACAUUGAUUUCCAAGGUGCAUCUUCAAAUUGAGUACCCAAGUUUGUCUCAGCCCCAUAUUAGAGCCACAAAAGUGACCGCAAGCCUUUGUUGAUGCUGUAUAACAUCCUAAUUAGCACUGGGGUAGGCAGAAGGGAAGAUGAGGGUGAGGGAGGGCAGACCAAGUAAAGGAAUGAGCACCAGAUAAUGGAGAGCUAUAUUACAUCUUGCAGAUCUGUCCUCUAACAGCAACACUAGGGGCUCUGUUGACACCAGCUAGUGCCUAUACACGCCUUUGAAUUCACUGGGGUUCAUUUCUCAGAUGUAUUCAUUCCCUAGUACAUGUCUACUUGGUCUCUGGAAUCUCCUUUGAUCUCUCAUUUUAAACCCACAGCAUAAACAUUUCACUGAGGACAUUCAGACACGGCAAUACCGAUCCUUGGAAGUACUGAUUGGAGCCGGUUAUAGCACCCCAGCUGAUAUUUGGAGUACAGCCUGCAUGGUAAGUUCAAUCACAUUGUCUUAAAUCUUUGAAGUGGUGUCAGUUGCAGAAUUCUGCAGGAAUUAAAUUACUGUUAAAUUGCAAUAAGCUGAUAGUACAUUUGAAUCUGUUUUAAAGUUUUGUCUGCUGUUUUCUUGGUUUUGUUGUGUGUGUGUUUUGCAUUUGUUAUAUCUGUACUGCCCUGAAAUGAAAUGAAGCGUGCUAUUAGAAAUUAAAUGAAGCUUUCAUUUAAUAGAAGCAAGCUUUUUACUAAAAAAAAAAAAUAUUACUACAUUGCCAAUGUUCGGUAAGGCUGCUUGUUUCAGACUUCAUGAACAAAGUAAUUUACAGGUCUACAGCCUAACCAGUUAUAUGUCUGUGUUCAGUAUCAGCAGUUUGGUGAGCAAGGCACUCUGGGAUGUGGACCUUGUUUUGAAUCAAAAUUGCUUGACUAAAAGAACCCUGAAGUAGUCAUGAUACUUGUCAGAUGGCAAGGGUGGCUGCUCAUGAGUAAUCAGGCAGGACUCCGACCUGUCUUUUACAGGUUUUAUUUGGGUGCAAACUAUUUACAGUGCAGAACCCCAAAGUUCAUGUCUGCCUCAAUCACUAGCAGAAUCCGGGAGUGCCUGUUUCCUGGACCUCCUCCAGCAUAAAAGCCUCGUUACGCCCAGCCUUUUCCUUCCCUCUUUGCGCUUUAGACUUCUGCGCAGGGUGGGCGACAGAGGGGGCAGCUCUGAGGCUGAGGCUCCCACCAGAGUCCUCUGGUCCUUUCACCUCUUCCCCACUGGAGGUGGGGUUUUCCUCAUCACGAGAAGAGGAACUGCUUCGCAAGAUUUUCGGAGGCUCCCUGUAACACAACUGCCCUUCUGUUUCCCACCCCUGUUCUGAUGGCAGGUCCCUGACAUACUCUUUCAGCACCAUAAUUUAGAGUAGAUUCCUUUUCUCUACACACUAACGUGUGAUUAGCAUUGUGGCUUUUAUACCAAAUGACUGUAUUCCCCCCAAAGACCCUGAAAGUUGUCUGACAUUUUCUUGUUUAGGCCUUCGAACUGGCUACGGGUGACUAUCUGUUUGAGCCUCACUCUGGAGAAGAUUACUCAAGGGAUGAAGGUGAGUACCUACUACUUCUAGUACUUUAAAUUAUUUCUGCACAUAGUUCCUACGCAAGGGGGUUUGGAAGUUCUAGCUCUACAAAGCAAGACCUCAAAAAGAGAUCUAGCCUCUUUAUUCUGUUGAGAGCUUUUAAUACUGGUCUGCUGGAGUCUACUGGUACUUUAUGCAGCUCAUUUUCUAUAUCAGAUUUAAAAACAGAUUGUUUUAAGUUCCAGCGUGUUACUGUUAGUCAUUUAUUAAAUAAUCAAUGGUUCGUUUUUAACAGCAUUAAGUUCCUUGAAAUAUUUUUAAUAGAAAGGUAACACAUAAAAAGGACUAUUCCCAAUGUAGAGAUUUAUGUCUACCAGAAUAGACUGACCCAGAGCAAUAGAAAACGGGGGGGGGGGGGGGGGGGGAGAGCAGGACAAAAACUCAAAUCCAGCGGGGAAGAAGGUAGAAAGAGCACACUAACUGGAUGAAAGCCAUUGUGUGUUAAUACUAUUGCAUAUUAUUUCUUUCAUGCCCUCUCCUGGGGAAUACAGACCAUAUUGCAUUAAUCAUAGAACUUCUGGGGAAAAUACCUCGCAAGCUCAUUGUGGCUGGAAAAUACUCCAAGGAGUUCUUCACCAAAAAAGGUAAGGCGAAAAUAAUCUGAGGUUGAAUGGCUGAGGGUUCCAGACCUGGGGUAGUUGGAAUAUCUAGUUUUUAUUAUUUUGCUUGUUUGUUUUCUUUUAUAAUAACAAAGUGCCCAUUUACUUUGCUGAUGUAUAUGAGCAGUGGCAGAGAGGGUUACUCAUUUGCUUAUAAUUAUUUCUACUUUUCAUUCAUUGGAAACAAAGUCAGACUUCUUUAACCAUUGGGGCCCCUUGGGCCGCUGGUCAGGAAGCUUCAGCCCACAGGCUGUAUUAGGCCCACUGAGGUCCCAUUUUGGCCCACAAUGCCAUUUGUCCUGCCCAAGUCCUGCCCACCUGACAUUGUAUGACAGCAGGUGUAGAGCAGGAUUGGGAUUUAGGCUUUUUGGAAAGUGAGGAAGACAGAGAACAUGGAAUACCAGACUUCUCAAAAAAAUUUCCCAGAGUCCAGACACUUCCUUAAAGUGUAGUCCAUAUUUGGCACAACACUGCCUACCUAUCACUACUUCAUACAGUCCAUAAUUUACAACUUGCCUUGCGCUGGGUGUUAAAUUUGAAAGAGAAAAAAUACUCCUUUUUCUGUUGAGCAAUAUCAUUUAGAAGGGAGCAUUAGAAUCCUGAUACCUGUUCUGUUUGCCUUCCUGUUCAUGUUAAUGUGAGCCUUGUUAAUCUUCCUGUCAUUGUUCUCAGGUGAUCUGAAGCACAUCACCAAACUGAAGCCAUGGGGCCUUUUUGAAGUUUUGGUGGAGAAAUAUGAGUGGUCCCAAGACGAGGCAGCUGCAUUCACAGACUUCUUAUUACCUAUGCUGGAACUGAAUCCUGAGAAGAGAGCUACAGCAGCACAGUGUCUCAGGCACCCCUGGCUCAACUCCUAGAUGUAUUGGCCCUAUAACCGGGUUUACAGCAUAAUAUAUACACACCUAGAUGUCCCAGCUGCCCCUUCCCUCUCCUCCCAGGUCAAUUUUUUCCUUGUUGAUUUUCAGAGUGAAGCUUCUCCUUGAGGGCUUUUGAGAUUUUAGAUAAAUCUAACCGUUCAUGUGAGUUUGUGUACUCGACUCAGUAGGGACUAUUGUCAGCCAGUGGGCGUCCAAUAUGUUUUGCCGUGAUUGGAGUUUGCCAAAGAGUUUUUACAGGAAUGUGAAAUGACCCCUGACUCUCUUCCUUACUCAAGUACCUAACCCUGAAGGUGUGGGGAAAUCUCCAUUGGGACACACUCCCUUAACUAUAUUGCCGUCAUCCCAAGGGGGAUGUGAAGAGCUGUGAAUCCCUCCUUAGCUCACUGACUCUGGGAGUCAUUUUCUUAGUGCACAUCCAGUUGCUGACAGUAAGAGGAGAAAUGGCAGAUGGCACCAAGGUGGUAGCUCCAUGUGGAGCACUGAACUCGACUCGACUCAUUCCUAAGGUGUCUGCUCUGCUGCUUGGGUAACUUUCUUUUUUGCUUGUUAUUCUUUUUCUCUAGUUUUAGCCAUUUAAUCCUUUGAAACGACCUCUUAUGAACUGUACCUCUCUUUUUUUUAGCACCAUUUUUUGACCCCUCCAUGUUCACUUGAGUUUCUGAGUCCCAUGAAAUAAGCUGCUCUCCAAAGCCGUAGCAUGUGAACUCCAGUAAGUUUCACAUGGAAAAUAAAGGCAGCCGGCAUUGGUAGAGGUCACUGUCUCUUUACAAGUAUGGCUCUGUGCAUUUGUUGGCUGCAGAGGGGCAGCCAGGUUGCCCAGGUUCAGUGCCAGACUUGCCCAACAUGCAGCCCCAGGCAAUACGGGGCUUGCCAACAGUGUACAGUGGCCCAAAAGGCAUUUGACGAUGGCAUGGUUUCUGCUACAAAAGCCAGGAGGUGAUCCAGCCUGUGGCAGACCACUUUUUCCAUAGGUCUCCCUUAUGCCCCUAGGGGCCUUGUUGGCCUUGUGUGAAAUUGUCUUUUUAGGAGAGAGCAGUUACGUUUUCAGUCUGGAAAAACAGGAUAUGUUCUUCCUUUUCAACAAUAAGGAAAGAUAAUAUUGGGGGCUGUCUUUCCAGCUGUGUCCAGACUAUCAAUCACCCUAUUUCCAAAGGUUAAUGAAUGUAAUGAUAUAUAUACCCUGUUAACUGUCCAAGGGGCUGGACUCUAGAAAUCCCCUUUCGAAUAGAAUUUCUUCCUAUGUAUUAACAGCAGAACAAAUAAUCUAGGGGAACAGAGUAGUUUGAAUCUUCCCCACCCACCCCUAGAGAUGAAGUGUCAAAUUCUGUUCUCCAGAAUCAUUACAGCCAUUGUUGCUCAGCAGAGAAUAUACAACGCCAGCUUGUAAAACUCCUAGGAAAAGGGGUUAGUUGUGACUGACUCUUGUAGGCUUUUUAUUUUAUUAGAAAGAUAUGUAACUCUUGCUAGUUUUACAAUGAGUAUCUCCUAGGUUUUCCCAGGUUUGUUUGUGGUUUUUUUUAAAUCCCCAGCAUCUUGCUCAAAUGUAAGGUUUGGAGACUUCCCAUGGACCAAAUAGGCCUUUGAGAUUGCAAAAUUCUCCCAGGCUGGAAACUGCUGGAGGACUCAGAAUUGAAGGCACUCUGAGGGACAAUUCAAUGCAAAAGCUACCAGCAGGAAAACACUCUUCUCGGUUGUUUUCUCUUGGCAGAAAUCCCAGCUUAUAGUCAUCUUAAACCCUCGUUAUCCUUUGCAAAAAAAAAUCUGGUGCAGUUUUAUUUUACUUUAUCUUAAAUGGAAGUUUAACCAUCAUACCUCCUUCACUUUCGAAUUUGGCUGCACUGUCAUAUUAUACCUGACUGAGGCUUUUGCAAAAUCUGUGCUGCAUGUCCAUUUAGGAGAUCUUAAGCAAUGUUCUCUUUGUACAAUCUUAAGAUGAAAAGGAAAAGGUUCCAAUAGUUUUAAAUGAUACUCCGGUUAUCUAAAGUAUCUUCUUCACCUCCAAGAAGCACUUCUUUGCUUGACUGUAAGGAUCGAAAUAGAAUGUAUAAAUACAUACUUUCUUUUUGAAUACUGUGAAAACUUGCUGGCAGGGAGAAUUGAAUUUCCGGUGUCAAUGCAACCUAGUUUGCAUCAACAUCUUGCCUACCUGAAUGGAACAAAAUGCUCCUAGGUGUGGAGGCUGCAUCUCUUGGGUUUUGAUAUAGGUUCCCCUCCACCGAAGAAGGCUGCUGCCACCUCUUUUGCACUAAGAGAGAAGUUCUAGGAUAAUACAAGAGGUAGCUUGUCAGGAUCGCCUACAUAUUUGGGGGCUCACAUUGGAUUCACUCAACUUCCAAAUUGCCAUAAAGUGCUCACUAACAGAUUUGUACUUGUUUUGUCGUUCUAAAACCUGAAGGAAAAAAAUACAUUUUUAUUCUUUCUAUUGGGUGCAUUGUCUUUUUUUCUUUGUAAAUGCAGCAGCACAAUAAACAGGUUAUUAAAUAAUCCACAAGU
Messenger RNA from Podarcis lilfordi (Lilford's wall lizard), 33333 nucleotides. The record is from the annotation of a GenBank genome assembly. NCBI's taxonomy places the organism in Eukaryota, Metazoa, Chordata, Lepidosauria, Squamata, Lacertidae.